UCUGUAAAACAAGAAGUUACUGUAGUAAGAGAAUUACGGAAAGUUUCUGGGUCUGUUAUUCAGAGUUUGCUUCUACUCAGUCUGCAUACUAGGAAGUGACGGCAUUUAUGAUAAACAGUGUGGUAGUUUAGUCCGUGGGGAAAGGUGCAGUUUCUGUUGUGGAAUCUGAACUGGGAUACAAAGUCCAUCCAACACGCAGGUCAAAAUGAAGAGUCUGGUUUGGUAUUGUGGGCUCAUCUUGGCAUUUCUUUUGAGCUGCACAGAGCAGGCUAAGGAGCAGCAGAAAGCAGUUUCUUCUCAAGGAACAGACUGCACACAGAUUAAGGCUCUCUCACCACAAGCAUCCAGUGGGGUUUACGUAAUCCAGCCUCCCGGAGUCAGCACCCCGUUUAAGGUGUACUGUGAGAUGCGGCCAGAUGGAGGCUGGGUGGUGUUUCAGAGGCGCAGUGGAGGAGCGGUUCACUUUAACAGAGAAUGGGCAGAAUAUAAAAAUGGUUUUGGUAACCUAUCACAGGACCACUGGCUCGGUCUGGAGAAGAUUUUCUCUCUGACCAACAACAAGACCAAGACCUGGAUCAUGAGGGUCGACCUGUGGACCCACGAAGGUGGCACUGCAUUCGCCGAGUACACAAACUUUAGACUUGCCGAUGAAAAAGCAGCUUUCAAACUGCGUGUCGGGAAUUACGGAGGAAAUGCAGGUGAUGCCAUCCGUGGUGCUUAUCCAGGCAUUGACCAGAAUGGCUACGGCUUCAGCACCAUCGACCGUGACAACGACGGCUGCUCUCCCUGCAUCUUCGGUGACAUUGCUGAAAAUGAAUGUUCCUCUUCAAACGGUGGCGGUUGGUGGUACAGUCGCUGUGGCUCUGCUAGUCUGAACAGCGACUGGCAUCCUGCCGGUGAACACAUCGGUUGGGCGUCAGGCAUCCACUGGCAAACCUGGAAAACUCAUGCGCCUUACUCCAUGAAGGCCACCAGAAUGAUGAUCAAGUCUGUCAUAACUUUUUAAAACAUGUAUUAUUUUACUUUGUUAUUUCUGGUGUAGUAGAUCAUCUUGCGGAAGAUUUUGAUUUAUUUAAUGAAUGAAAGUCCACAUGUAGUGCAUUCAUUUCAUUAUGAUACACCUGAGUAAAAAAUACAUAUUCAUUAAAUGGUUUUGUUUGCAGAA
Siniperca chuatsi (mandarin fish) is the source of this 1165-nucleotide messenger RNA. RefSeq names its product angiopoietin-related protein 5-like. Gene Ontology annotation, molecular function: receptor tyrosine kinase binding. Bases 206 to 1006 code for a protein of 266 amino acids. The record is from RefSeq and is a predicted model, not a curated record. Gene Ontology annotation, biological process: Tie signaling pathway; angiogenesis. NCBI's taxonomy places the organism in Eukaryota, Metazoa, Chordata, Actinopteri, Centrarchiformes, Sinipercidae. The transcript has 7 exons.